AUGACACGGUGGCAUGGCAGCAAUGCUGUUCGAGAACCGCCGAUCGUGCGCACUGCUACAGGAUAUAAAGCACCAACGACGAAAGAUAUUCCGCCGGUGACACUGACCAACAUCGCCCAUCGAAUCGGACCAUUGUUUGAGACGUUUCAGCGCGGAAGAGCGGAUGCCGAGCAGGCUUCGACAGACGGAGGAGAUCGUGGAUCAACGGCAGCAGAACCUGGACGUGGUCGAGACCUGUCCAUGUCUCCUGCUGCUCGUAGGCCAUCUUCACUCUCAAAAACAAUGUCUCCUGCUGGUCGGCCAUCGCAACCGGCUCGGCGGGGAUCUGGACAAUCGAGACGAAAUCGGAACGAACCGACACCUUUGUCGACGAUCCCUGGAGUCUACUUCGACGAAGCCUUUCGUCUGGAGAACCCGCAACGCGCUGAGAUCGUCCGGCCGCUGAGCCAUGCGGAGCAAAACCCAGCAAACGGUUCAGCUCAGGCGCCUCGCAAGGCGCUUGCGACGAAUGCGAUACUCCAAGAGAAGCUGAGUUGGUACAUGGACACCGUGGAAGUGCAUCUGAUCAAUAGCAUAAGCACGGCUAGCAGUGGGUUUUUCGCAGCCUUGGGCUCACUGAAAGGACUACAGACAGAAGCCGAGCAGAGCAUAGCCAAAAUACAGCGCCUACGAGAUGAUCUGCAUCGGCUCGAUCAAGACGUGGCGAUUUCCGGCCUUGAAAUUGUGACCAAGAAGCGCAGACGCGAGAAUGUGCGAAGGCUAGGCAAAGCUGCCGCACAGGUACAGCGCGUUGUAGACAACGUGCGAACAGCGGAUGAGCUAGUCGAGUGCGAGCGGUAUGAUGACGCUGCAGAUCAGAUGGAUCGUGUUGGGAGACUUGUGCGUGGAAAGGUGGAACCAGGAGCGCCAUCGGAAGAUCUUAUAGAUCUGCGGCAGUUGAAAGCGUUGCAAGGCCUGGAGUCCGGAUUGCAAGAACUUCAAUUGCGCAUAGGGUCGGGUUUCUCCAGCCGUUUUACGAAGACGCUACUGUCGGACAUUCGUCAACAUGUCGAGAAAGUCCCGUCGACGGAGACCUUGAAACGGCUUUCGCGCCAACGAGGCAUUCCUCCAACCUACAUGGAAUCGAACGAAGACUUCCGCAAAGAACUGUUGAAUGCUCUCAAUGGACUUGCCAGAGCGGGUCAUACCGCUCCAGCUACUGCAGCGUAUCGUGAAGCUGUGAACCGGGAGAUGAAAUCUUUGAUUCGCAAGCACAUGCCGAGUAGCAAUGACGACGAUGCUGAUAGCAUGGUUUCGAUAUCGACUCGGGGCGGCCGACAACUAACACAGCAAGAUAAAAGCAGUAUACUAGCCCGAAACCUGCGCGCCUUGGACCCCGAGGAUGCGGAAGAUCUUCUUGCCAAGGUGUAUUGCUCCAUAUCGGAAGCUUUGCGUCGGGUGUCUACUCAAACAAAGAUCCUGCUAGAUGUCACCAGCAGCGUUAACGAGUCCGAGCCUCGAUCGCCACCGAGGAUCAACAGUCUAGCUUCCGUAGACAGUAAAGGGAUGAAUGGAUCUCCGAAAGCAGCAGUACGGCCGAGCGUGCAGGAGGAUCUAUCACAGGCAUUGGACAUGUCGAGCCUGCUAGGUCAAGCCGUGGAUACCGCACAAUUACAGAUUACUCGUGUCCUGAAAGUUCGCAACGAGCAGAUUAUUCGUCUGUCAAGAGAUUCGUUCCUCCGCUAUUUCACUUUAAAUCGCCUAUUUGCGGAUGAAUGCGAGGCGGUCAGUGGUCGUGGAGGUAGCCAAUUGAAGACGAUCAUCAAUGCGCAAAUCUCUGGCUUCGUCCAGGUACUCGGCACGACUGAAACGGAGCGCAUUGCCAAUCUUUUACACGCUGAUACAUGGAACGCCGAGGACUUCAGCGAGACAGACAAUGUAUACUUACAGCGUAUUCUCGUAUCGAUGAGCACAGAUCCGCCAGAGUGGACAACAGGUUUGACGCCGAUCUGGGAGUCCGUGAAACCGUCUACAGCAAAUGAUACGGAAGCUGCGAAGAACAACGCGCUUGAGGCACAAACAACUAACGGAACGACACCAGCGGCGAAAUCGCAAGUGAAAGCAGCGUACAUCGAUGACAAUCGCUACAUUCUGGUAUCAUCUGCUGCCUCGCUGCUUAGCACAGUCGAUAUGUUCCUCUCACUGACAGCCACAUUCCCAACCAUAACACCUCAGAUUGCGACAUGUUUACUGGAAGUGCUCCGCAUGUUCAAUUCGCGGUCCUGUCAAUUGAUCUUGGGUGCCGGCGCUAGAGCAGAAGGAGGCCUGAAGACCAUCACUACCAAGCACCUCGCUUUGGCGAGUCAGGCCCUCAGUUUCGUCAUUGCUUUGAUUCCAUAUAUGCGCGAAUGUGUGCGCCGUCACACUCCCGGAGGACAAGCAGCAGCGCUCACUGAUUUUGACAAGACCAAGCGCUUGUACCAGGAUCACCAGACUGAGAUUCACGACAAACUUGUGGAAAUCAUGACCUCGCGGUCGCAGACUCACGCCCGCGCUAUGCGAGCUAUCAACUACGAUGCGAUUGAUACGACGGAGGAGAAGGCCUCGCCAUACAUGGAGACCCUCACGAAAGAGACUCUUACCCUACAGCGCGUAUUGGGCAGGCAUUUGAGCGAGAUGUACGUUGGUCUCAUCAUGCAACAGAUCUUCCAGAGCUACAAGGAGCAGUGGACGAAGACCUUCUCUGAAGCAGACGUGAAAACGCCCGAGGGUCAGAAGCGACUACUGCGGGAUGCUAAUGCCCUCGAUGCGCGCUUGGGCAAAGAUAUUGUGGCGAUAGUCAAGGCUAAGAUGACGGAUGCGCCGAAGCCAAACGAAGGUCAGGCUGAGACAGCAGGCACGACAACAGAGAGCACAGUCGCCGAAGCUGGGUGA
Messenger RNA from Dissoconium aciculare CBS 342.82, 2913 nucleotides. RefSeq names its product Vps54-domain-containing protein. Lineage: Eukaryota; Fungi; Ascomycota; Dothideomycetes; Mycosphaerellales; Dissoconiaceae. The record is from RefSeq and is a predicted model, not a curated record. The transcript is spliced from 8 exons. Gene Ontology annotation, molecular function: syntaxin binding. Bases 1 to 2913 code for a protein of 970 amino acids. Gene Ontology annotation, cellular component: GARP complex. Gene Ontology annotation, biological process: retrograde transport, endosome to Golgi; Golgi to vacuole transport.